Messenger RNA from Haemorhous mexicanus (house finch), 1044 nucleotides. Its product is annotated as olfactory receptor 10AC1-like. Gene Ontology annotation, biological process: G protein-coupled receptor signaling pathway. The record is from RefSeq and is a predicted model, not a curated record. Gene Ontology annotation, molecular function: G protein-coupled receptor activity; olfactory receptor activity. Lineage: Eukaryota; Metazoa; Chordata; Aves; Passeriformes; Fringillidae. Gene Ontology annotation, cellular component: membrane.
AUGCCGUGUGACGGCUGCAUGGAGAGGGACAAUGUGAGCAGUAGCGCAACCAUGGAGUUCCUCCUGCUCGGCUUCUCCGAGCUGCUCCAUCUGCGGGUCCUGCUCUUCCUCACCUUUCUCAUUGUUCAUUUGGUCACACUGGCAGCGAACGCGAUGAUCUUCAUGGCCGUGGUGAUGGAGCCCUCACGUCCCCCCAUGCUUUUCUUCCUCGGCCAACUCUCUGCCGUGGAGCUCUGCUACACUUUAGUCAUCGUGCCCAAGGCGCUGCUCGGCCUGGCAGCGGGCGGCAGCCCCAUCUCCGUGCCGGGCUGUGCCGCCCAGAUGCACCUCUUCGUGGCCCUCGGCGGGGCCGAGUGCUUCCUGCUGGCAGCCAUGGCCUACGACCGCUACGUGGCCGUCUGCCAGCCCCUGCGCUACGCCGCCCUCAUGGAGGGGCUGUGCCUCCGCCUGGCUCUGGCCUGCGCCCUCGGAGCCUUCGCCAUCGCCCUGGGCCUGACGGUGGCGGUGUUCCGCCUGCCCUUCUGCCAGGCCCGCCGCAUCGACCACUUCUGCGAUGUGCCCGCCGUGCUGCGCCUGGCCUGCGCGCGGGGCUACGCCGCCCAGCUGGCCCUGCUGGCGGCCUGCGUGCUCCUCCUGCUGCUCCCCUUCCUCCUAAUCCUGGCCUCCUACCUCUGCAUUGCUGUGGCUUUGUUAGGCGUCGCCUCCCCCGUGGGAAGGGGCAAGGCCUUUUCCACCUGCGUUUCGCACCUGGCCAUCACCUUACUGCACUACGGCUGUGCCACCUUCGUCUACAUUAGUCCCAAGUCCAGUUACUCGCCGGCUCGGGACAAGGUGGUGUCUCUGGUCUACACCAACAUUACUCCUUUAAUGUAUCCCCUCAUUUAUAGCCUGAGGAACAAGGAAAUCAGAGGGAUCCUCAGGAAAAUGCUGAGGAGGAAGAAAAUGGUGAACUGGGAUGCUAUCAGAGUUGUGAUGUGUGUGUGGGGUAAAUUUUUGCUUGUUGGAAAACAGCCCCAUAACCAGAUCACCUAUAGGCUUCACUAA